AUGCCGGAGUCACGGGUGGCGCGGGAAGACGGGCGCUCCAGCUUCGACGGGCCUGCGCCGAGCUCCUCCUCCACGCUCCGCCGUGCUGCUGUUUUGAUAUGCGCCGCUCUAGCUUCUUGCACGUCGAGUCUUGGAUGGGAAGGUUUUGUCUUAGGCCUGGUACCGUGCUGCCCUGAGUAUGAGCCAGAGGAUCUACCGUGGAUCGUCGUUCACGGUGCUGAAGCAGUUACAUCAGGACCGGCAAAACCCUACAUGGCUAACCUUGUCGGGCAACUGGAGGCGUUACGAAAGUAUGCAUUAGGGGUGCUUACCGGACAGAUAGACGAGGAUUUUAGACCAGCACUAGGCAAUGGCAAGAUUUACAUAGACAUGGUGGUCGCCCAUGGACCAACAGUAGCACUAGACUUGAGCUAUAUGUUAAUACUAGAGCUUCGAGACUUCUACUAUCAGAGGUACCAUGCCUUUGUAAAGUGCAGGACAUCAUGCCAGCAAAUCUGUGAUAUUGCUCACAGGCUUUGUGUGAAGCUAGAUCCAGCCCUUCAAGACAUCUAUAAUUAUACCCAGUCCUUCGGAGGUGCAUUAAGUGGAGAGAGCUUGUUGCACAUUACUGGGUUUGGUGGUCGAAUGAAGCUUGAGGCAUCAUAUGCAGCUAAGGAAUUAGCUUAUAUGCAUGGCAUCAUAUGCCUUGUAUUCCAUAAGGUCAGGCUACCCAUCAGCCUCAGCAGGUUCAAGGACGGACCAUCCAUUUAUCAGGUGGAUGCACCAGGCUAUCCUACGGUCCAUCUUAGGGCUAUCCUUGAUGUGAUUGUUAAGAAGUUCCACAAAACAACAGUGUCUGUUACAACUGCGACAACAGCAGAUGGAAACCUUUGCACAACUAUUGAUGGAACCACUUUCCGUCGCAGGUAUAAGCCUGCCAAACCAAUGCUGCUGUUCGAGGCAGAGGCAGUUGCCAUCUGCCGUUUCGUGAGGCCCGUGACACAUGUGUUGGGUUAUAACAUAGUCGAUGCAAACUACCCUACUCUUGCUAGUUCCAUAAAGGACGUGCACGAGUUGCUUACGUUACAGGUCCCUCCAGAAGAUAUCGAGGAGCUAAGUAGCUUGGUUACUAGCCUGCUUACAUCCUUAGAGAGCCACUACACGGCUGUGGAUCAGGCAUUGGGGGCUUUUAGACAGGCCGAGCCAUACCUCUAG
Molecule: messenger RNA, 1194 nt
Organism: Miscanthus lutarioriparius
Lineage: Eukaryota; Viridiplantae; Streptophyta; Magnoliopsida; Poales; Poaceae
Source: the annotation of a GenBank genome assembly